AUUAUAUUGUAACCUUUGCAGUUUUGUUUUGAUUUUUAUUCUUGGGCAAAUUCGUGCUCUUCAUAAGGUUAUAGUAAUUUGUUAAUAUUUUUUUUACUGAGAAAAACUCAAAAUGUUUAGCAGACAAGCUUUUAGGAUGGUGUCAUCUCUACGGAAUUCAUUUGCAGAUUCAAUGUAUGGAUCGUCUAAGACAUUAAUGCGGCAAAACUUUAGAUUGCUAUCUGCAACUGGCCAAACACCUUCAUCUAAUAAGCAGGAUGCUUCCAAAGGUAAAGGUCCCAUAUCUUGGAAAAGUCUUUCAGUUAUAGGAAUUGGAGGAGCAAUAGGAUUAGCUUUUAUGUACUAUGUUAGAAAUGAGAAAGAAGAAGCACUAAUGCGAGAAAGAAAGCGUCAAUUAGGUAAGGCAGCAAUUGGUGGUCGAUGGGAAUUGACUGAUUCUGAUGGAAAAGUUAGAAAAUCUGAAGAUUUUUUGGGAAAAUGGUGUCUUAUAUAUUUUGGUUUCACACAUUGUCCUGACAUUUGCCCAGAUGAACUUGAGAAAAUGUCAAAAGUUGUUGAUGCAAUUGAUGACUCACCAGGAGAAUUGACAAUUCAACCAAUUUUUAUAACUGUUGAUCCAGAACGGGAUACAAAAGAAAUAGUGGGAAAAUACGUAAAAGAGUUUUCUUCAAAACUUUUGGGCUUGACUGGAACAGUUGAUCAAAUUAAAUCAGUGUGUAAAGCUUACAGAGUUUAUUUCAGUGCUGGUCCUAGAGAUGUCGAUAACGACUAUAUUGUUGAUCAUACAAUCAUAAUGUACUUAGUAAAUCCUGAUGGAGAGUUUGUUGAUUAUUAUGGUCAAAAUAAAGAUAAAGAACAAAUCGUUAAUUCCAUUCUAGUCAAUGUAGCCAAAUGGAAUAAAUUAAAUAAGAAAUCUUGGUUUAGCUAGGAUUCAUUUCUGCUAACAGUUUUUUUCCGCGUAAGCUAAGAAAAUAGACUUAAUAUUUGUAUCAACGUAUUUGUGCAUUGAUUGCUUUGAAUGGACAAAUUGAUGGCACUGUUCAAUUCUACUGUAAAAAUAUUCCUUUGUUAUAUUAAUUAUUAUAUUAAUAGUAAUUAAAGAUUACAAUUUUAAAUAUAUUAAAAUAUGUAUUUGUUUUUAUUUC
Condylostylus longicornis is the source of this 1145-nucleotide messenger RNA. It is a transcript of the gene Scox, whose product is annotated as protein SCO1 homolog, mitochondrial. NCBI's taxonomy places the organism in Eukaryota, Metazoa, Arthropoda, Insecta, Diptera, Dolichopodidae. Gene Ontology annotation, biological process: mitochondrial respiratory chain complex IV assembly; intracellular copper ion homeostasis. The record is from RefSeq and is a predicted model, not a curated record. The transcript is spliced from 4 exons. The coding region runs from base 113 to 928 and encodes 271 amino acids. Gene Ontology annotation, cellular component: mitochondrial inner membrane. Gene Ontology annotation, molecular function: copper chaperone activity; copper ion binding.